This is a messenger RNA of Monoraphidium neglectum, 726 nucleotides long. RefSeq lists its product as hypothetical. The transcript is spliced from 6 exons. Lineage: Eukaryota; Viridiplantae; Chlorophyta; Chlorophyceae; Sphaeropleales; Selenastraceae. The record is from RefSeq and is a predicted model, not a curated record. The coding region runs from base 1 to 726 and encodes 241 amino acids.
AUGGUGUUUUACAUGCGGUUCAAGUGCCCGUACGAAGUGGUCGGGUGCCCCAUGACGGUGCUGCUGGGCCUGCCACGCGUCGACGCCAACUCGGACUCGGGUGGGCUGGUGGCGUACUUCUAUGGUGGCAUGUGCCUACACCCGUACAAGGCGCCGGCCAUCGGGCAGCUCCGAGGCGUCAACCGCACCAAAGCGGUUGCUGCUGCUGAAGGCAAGGGGACCAAGAUGAGCCACCAAGAGAUGCUGGUGUCGCGCCCCGGUGAUCAGCAGAUGACUGCCAACGUCUCGGCCUGUGGGGUGAAUGCCAAUGUCCUUGCGCAGGCGCGCCGCGAGGCGAACAGCAAGAAGUGGCGCUAUGAUCUCCCCCCCCUUGAGGCCCUGCGGCAGCUUGCGAUGCGGGAGAAGCAGCAGGAUGCCGUGACGCUGGGGGAGCUGGGUGUUGCGAAGGGGCGGGUCCUUGGUGUUGUGGACAGCAUCACCCACAUGACUGACGGUGCUGUGGUGGUCGUCAUUGCUGAUGAGGCUGUGUGGAUGUACAGCCAGCUGCGCAACCAGGGGCUCGCCAACAAGGUGCUGGUGGAUUUUUGCGAUUCAAAGGUCCAGGACACCGACGGCCGGAAGUUCAUGACGUUUGUGGCCAUGAUCGAUAACCCGGCAGCGGAGACUUUGAGCGCGCAUCGCCCGCGCCCCAUUGAGCUCUUCCGCGUUGUGACUCAGGACCGUUGA